CUGAGUGGGGUGGGUGAAAUGCCCAAAGGUCCAGGAAGGAGUGCCUGCCUCUUUUUUCAAGAAGCUUGAAAACAGACAUUGCAAGAUGGGAAGGAAUGUUUAGAAGUGGAAAGGAAGUAGAGACAGCGAAGGUUGGACGUGGGCCUGUAGGAACGCUGCUAUGCUGUGUCGGGCUCCUUCAGAGGAGGAGACCAUGAAGGCGCUGCCCCUCCAGAUGGUUCAGGUGUGGUGUCUGAUGGAAAUGUUCACGGGGCGUUUCCAGGUGUUCUGCCACCUAGAUAUUCCCCUCACCAUGUUUGACGACUCUGUGGAUGAUCAGUAUAUUGACUGCAGCCCCACGACAGAAGUCAAGCCGCAGGAGCCAGGAAACGUUCCUCUGGGGAAAAAGUACAGUGAGACCUGGGAAAAAGCCAGAAGGCACUGGGCCAGCCUUGGCCAAGCGGCCACCGAUCUCAGCCCACUCUAUGGGACGGCGGUUGUGGCCUAUACAGUCGGUGACACCUUCUACAGCGAUUUCAAUAAUGCCAUACGGGAAGCCGGGAAAUCCCCAAGCUCUUACCACGACUUCACCUUCAAGGACGCCCACUUCCUCCUGACCAAGGCUGUUCAGGCCAGGAAGCCCAAGCACGGCUGCCACCGGGUCUUCCGCGGGAUACGUAACAUCCGUUUCAAUGUCUCUGACAAGGUGGUCCGUUUCGGACAGUUUGCUUCCUCGUCGUUGGAGGAGACGGUGGCCCAGAAAUAUGGUGAGGAUAGCUUCUUCAUUAUCAAGACCUGUUUCGGAGCGCAAAUUGACGACAUCUCAUUCCACCCGGAGGAAAGAGAAGUUCUAAUCCCACCCUACGAGACAUUCAACGUGACCCGCCACAGCGAGAGCAAAAAGGGAGUCGUCAUCACGCUGGAGUCCAGGGGCAUUUUCAGCCACUUCAACUGCGGAGUCAAGAACGCUGCAGGCCUGAGCUUCUUAACUCCCGUGGGGAUGCCUGUCCUUCUGUGGGGACUACUUCUGACCUGGGGCAUCCUUGGGCCUCUAGGAAGCCUCUGACAGCCUGGCCUGGCCAUCUUGGGACAGUGCACUUGUGAAGUGGGAGGAGAACAGGUUUGAUGUGCAAAAGAACAAGAAACUUGCAUUGAUUUUUCUCCUUCAGCCUUGAACGAGCACGCCCUCAGCCUGGUUUAUAUCGCCGUUCGCUAUUACUUUUCUUCUUUAGUUGUUAAUGGCAUCAAACACUAAAGAGUCCUUUUUUUAUCAGCAAUUCAUGCCAAAAAUCAGAAGGAGUCUGUUAGUGCCUUUUCCAGUGAAUAAACAUUAUGAAAAGGCUCUAUGCAUCUGACGAAGUAAACAUAGGCCUUUUCGUAACGUUUGUUAGAAAAGGCGCUGCCAGCUCCUUCUGAACUUUAGACGGUGCAAGGUUCCCCUGCCCCCCCUCACAGAAGAAAAUUAAGGGCUCGGGAGAACCAGCAGCGCCAAAGUCUUGGGAAGAGUGUGGAAAGCAGAAAAGGUGGACGGUGCAGUGCUGAAUCCAAAGGGCAUCUCACCGGCGCUUUCAGGAACAAGGCGGGGAUGCCGGCAAAUGCAGCAGUGAGCGGGUGAUCGCUGCGUUGGAGCUCCCAUGCCAUAUGUGGUGGGGUCCUCCUUUCUUUCUGCAGGGCAGUUGGCUGCCCCCUUCUCCUCUGCCCUGUUCCGGUUCUGAUAAAGCUCCUCUUCUAAAAAGGGAUUGCAUCAAUAAAAGAGCAUAUAUGCAGCUCAGGGUUGAACUGUGGAGUCCUUGGUGCCAAACACCAAACAAUCAGGCAGGAAACAACACUCUAAUCAAGGCACUGCCAAGGAGAAAACCGUGGCCGCACCCACACUGGCUGGGCAAGCUACUGUAGAUAGACAGGGAGCCAACCCCACACUCACCAGCACUGAUGACGUUCCCUAGUCAGGCAAUGAAACGCCUGCAAGCAGACGAGCUCAGAGAGCGCCAAGGACUCCAAGGGACUGUAUCCCUGACCCAUCACUGCCCCCUUUCCCUUCUCCCCCUGUGCUGGUAUUUCUCCUUCAUUUUCCUCCAUCAGAGUUCUGCAGUAAAGAAAUAGAUUUGAAUGUAACUAGACUGAAAUAAAUGUAGCUUCAUUAUAUCACUCCAAAUUCUGGAGCAUUUUUUCAGCUCAUUGAAUGUCUCAUUAUGUAUACGUAUUUUGGAUUUUGGACUUAGGAGCCAAAAAAUAAAGCAAUGGUUUG
Python bivittatus (Burmese python) is the source of this 2227-nucleotide messenger RNA. RefSeq names its product GPI-linked NAD(P)(+)--arginine ADP-ribosyltransferase 1-like. Gene Ontology annotation, molecular function: NAD+-protein-arginine ADP-ribosyltransferase activity; NAD+ poly-ADP-ribosyltransferase activity. The record is from RefSeq and is a predicted model, not a curated record. Lineage: Eukaryota; Metazoa; Chordata; Lepidosauria; Squamata; Pythonidae.